AUGGGCCCUAAACGUGGUGGUGUCCGUAGAGGGACUAGACAGUCGUCCCGACAGAGGGAACAGGAUCCCCAGCUCGGGCAAGAGGAAGUUCAUGUUCCUGCACCGGUACCUGAACCGGUAGAGCAAUCUGUUGUUGGAGGUUCGUCAGGAGCCGUACCUGCUAUGCCUCCUAUGCAGGGAGAUCCCCACUUUCAGCAGACCUUGGAGUUGCUGACUCAGGCUUUAGCCAGGACUGGGCAGCCCAGAGAUCCCUCCCUGGGAUAUGCUAAUCAAGUGAAGAGAGUAGGGGCCACUGACUUUGAUGGUGAUGGUACCCCAGCAGUAGCUAAGGAGUGGAUUGAAAAGAUGGAGCGGAUCAUGGAGGUCAUGGCUGUUCCACAGAACAGUAGGGUUACUUUGGCCACAUACUUCUUGAUCAAACAUGCCAGACAUUGGUGGGAUUCAGUCAAGAGGCGAUACAGGGAUCCUUUAGCUAUUACAUGGCAAGUCUUCAUAGCUGCAUUUGACAGUCAGUAUUACCCACAAGCAUACCAGAAUUUGAAGAUGCAAGAGUUUUUGCAGCUGGAACAGGGGAUGAUGACUGUAUUAGAGUAUGAGAAGAAGUUUCAUGACCUGUCUAAGUAUUGUCUUCCACUGGUGGAGGAUGAAAGUAAGAAGUGUCAGCUGUUCACUAUGGGGUUAAAGGCCUCCAUCCGAGAUAUUGUGAUUAGUCAGCGGUUGACCAAUUUUGGUGAUGUGGUGAUGUCUGCCUCGCUGAUUGAAAGCAGCCAGAUGAUGGCCAGACCACGGGGUGAACUCCGUAGGCAGCAGUUUGAAAUAGGUGGUCCUAGUCAAGGAUCAUCUAAGAGAGGCAGUUACAGCUCGGGAUCGUCCAGUGGUCGCAGCUAUGGAGGUUACCGACCUGGAUUCAGCUCCAGCGGAGGUUCUAACCAAAGUAGCAGCUCUGGAAACCGCUCAGGGGUUGGUACAGCAAGAGGUGCUGGAAGACAGUUGCUGUCAGGAUCUGGCAGGAGGAGUCGCCCCCAAUGUGCCAGGUGUGGUAGGUACCAUUCUGGGCCUUGCCAGCAGGGUACUACUGGAUGUUAUUACUGUGGACAACCUGGACAUUUUCAGAAGGAUUGCCCGCUGUUCCCGCAGACUAGAGAGACCACAGAUGCCCCAACUCCAGGGACAGUUAUACAGGGUUAA
Molecule: messenger RNA, 1188 nt
Organism: Prunus persica (peach)
Lineage: Eukaryota; Viridiplantae; Streptophyta; Magnoliopsida; Rosales; Rosaceae
Exons: 1
Coding region: 1-1188 (395 amino acids)
Molecular function (GO): nucleic acid binding; zinc ion binding
Source: RefSeq, a predicted model, not a curated record